AUGCAGAGAAGCGGUGUCUCUAAAAAUGAUGCUCAUGGAAGGGUUACUCCACAGCCUGUCCUUUCAAAUGGAAUGAUAAGAAAGAAGAAGGAAAUAUUAGAGAAUGCUUUUACAGACUUGAGAGAGAAGCCCACUGCCAGUGAAGACAAACAAUUCGCAUCGUUCCUACCAAGUUGUGGAGGCAUAGAAGGCAAUUCAGAAGGAGGAGAAAGAAAAAGUACCCACAAAGGGAGUAAUAAGCGUAAUGUAGAUACGAAAGAGGCGAAGAGGGGAAACAAAGGAUUCGAAAGUUGUAACGAUUUAGCGAAUGGCAAGAUUGAAGGAGAUGCUUCUUUUCACCCUCCUGAUGGUGAUAAAUCGAAAUGCACAAAUGGGGGAGACCUUACAAAAUAUACUUCGAAAAUAUGGUGUAGCAAAGAAUCUACUAAUGUGCCAAAGUUGGAUUCUGGACUUGCGCUGACAUUACCCAAUAGAGGUGAGGACUUACCAGAAAUGAUCGAUAAAAGAGGUGUUGCUAAGAAUGGAAAAGUUGAUAGGAAAAAGAAGGAAGGAAGAAGGAUAAACCUAAAUAAAAAGCGUGACCACUUAGAAAGAGAUGCCAGUGAGUUCUCAAGAGACACACUUCCCGGAGAGGAGGAGAGUAGCCAUUUGAGCCUUCAAAUUGGUGGUGCUAGCAUAUUAGGUCAUUCGAGCCUAAAUGAAGAGAGAAAAAAGGGGAGCCUCCCAUCGGACGAACCAAAAUUAGAAAGUAAUGAAACGAACACGUCUUUAAGGAGCGAGCUUAAGGACUCCAAAAUGAGUAGGAAGCAUAUAUGUAAAAGUUCAACAAUUCUUUCGCCCAGAAAGCGGCUCAGUAAAAAUCAAAAGAGUAGUGAAAAAAUAGCGCACGGAAUAGGAACGUCCGAUUCGAGUAAUGGACUAGAAAAACGGAGGAUGUUUAUCGAGCAUUCGAGGAGGAAGACAGUGUACAAUGGGGAGCCCAAGAAAAAGCGAUUAAGGAAGAAUGAAGAAAAACUGAAGAAAUGUUCUAUGGAUUCUUUCGAUAGGGGAAAAGGAAACAACUUCACGCGUGAAAAGGAAAAAGUGGAUCGUGAAAAAUGGGAAAAUAAAUCGAACAGUGGCAGAUUCGAGGAAGACUCUUCAAAAGGGAACAUUCUGGAGAGGAAGAAAAAAAAGGCGAAAUUGCCGCUAUCGAAAGGGAGUAAGCAGUUUGUAUCUUGUGUGAACAGUAGAGGGAACAAAAAGAAGGCAGGGAAAUAUCAAGGGGGUAAGCUAAGCUCUGUGGAGUCCUUAAAAUGUGACACGGACCAACGUAGUAGCCGUGCUGAUUUGAGGCCAAAUUUCGAGGAACAUCACCGGCAUGGUAGCAAAAAGAAUGACGAGAAGGUACUAGAAGAGACACCUUUAGGGAUGUUCAAGUUUUCCAAGAAACGCCUUCAUUUUUGCAGCGAAGGAGAUGAAGAGAAACGAAUUUUAUGCGAAAAGCAUCGUUCCUAUGAAAAAGUAGAGUCUGACCAAAAAGGUGAAUAUUUUUUUAGCGACAAAUGCAGGGAGAUCCAUUCAAAUAUGGCAGACAAAAAUUUGAAAAAUCGUGUCCGUCCAGACAUCAUGUCUAAGAGUCUUCUUGGGGGAGGACAGGAUAAUCAGUACGCCGGAAGAGGAGAAGGUUCCACUGAGGAAUAUUCCUAUGUAGCCAUAGAACAAGUUUCUAAAAAUGGAGCGCAUAACUUCUACUUUGAAAAGAGCAGAUACACCAGUUUAAGAGGGAAAUAUAUUCGACGGAGCGGCCUAGGUGAGGGGUGGCAGACACACAGUGAAGCAGAUUUGUCCGAUUCGGUGAGAUCUUCCCGCAUUGGCUACUUCAGUGGGGGUGAGCAAUACUCAGGUUGCAGUCACGUGGAAGGGCACUAUGAUGCUCGAAAUGACGGCAAAUACCGCUCUCAAUUUUUCUACGAAAUGCAUGAAGGGGGAAAUUUUGCAGGAGAGGUCGAUUUCCCCAGGGAGGACUCUCUUCUGAAAAACGGCAACAGAAGCGGUAGCAAACGCGAUAGCAGACGCGGUAGCAGACGCGGCCAGGAUGACCUCUAUUUAGCCUUUCAAGAAUCAACGCCCAAGGGGGAGAAGUCGCUCCCAGAUGAGUUGCUACAAAGUCAGCCGCCUCCUAGCACCGUGGAGAGCGAACAUAGAGACGACGCACAUUUGAGAAGACGCGAAUACGUUCAGGGGCAGAUUUGCAGAAUAUUGAAAAAGGAAAACUGGGACGGUGAAGCCGAAAGUUUGUUAAACCUUUUCUUCAGGUACGUGAAGGUAGAGGAAAGAUGCGACAAAAAUGGCCACACACUGAUUAGGAAGAACAUAGAAAGAGAUAAAAAGGGAAUUCGAAAGGGGGGAGGGGAAAAGGGAAACAGAACGGAGGUAUGGAAACAGAAACAACAAAAGGCAGAGUUAGGAAGGGGGGAAGGCGUGGGUGUGGACAAAUUGAACAAGGUCUAUUUGGAUGACGCCCCAAAGAGCCUGCCGCUGACCAUGCUAAUAGUAAGAAACUACGACGAGGGGCAUCUGCAUCAUGGGGAGCAGCGGAAGAAGAGGAACGAAGAAGGGAGGGUGAAUGAAAAGGUAAGCGUAAGAUACAAAGUCGAGUUGACAGGGGUGAAAAAUCCCAUGGGGAUGAAGGAAGCAGUCGAGAAGGAAAAAAAACUGUUUUCAAGAAUAGAAAGAAUAUAUGAUUUUUGUGCUUCAGAUGGAGAAGGGUGUGGGGAAGCCCGUCGAGAACGGCGUGACAAUAACAUGGGGGACAGCUUUAUUCCAUUUCCUAACAUGGGGUGGAGUUGUUCCAAGGAAGGUUAUCAAGAUGAGGUGAUAAGUGUUCACUCCGCCUGGGCUGAGGAAAGGAAACACGUCUUUUUCGAUGAUGAGGGGGAGAAACACAUUAAUGCAGACAUGAGCCACAUGAGCGGAAAAGGCCUCAUGCCUGAUGAUGCCCUUUUAAGGGUUCCCAAAAAGGGGGGAAUUAACAAUAGUAAGAAGUUUGGAAAGACAUCCCCUUUCUCCAAAUGGAAUGUUAAUGUGUGUACCAAAUUGAUGAAGCAGCCUGGAGGAAAAAACGCUCUUGUGAAAAAGGGUUCUCCGAAGGGUGUAUCUAGCCAUUUGGACAAAAAGGCCUCUCUGAAAUGUUUCUUUAGCAAAGCAGUACCUGUUGUAGGUGGAAAGCCCAAAGGAAUCGCAACUCAAAUUGGCACGUUUAAAAAGUCGUCCUUACCGAGAAAAUCUGCAUUGGAAGGAAGUUAUCCAAAGAGCAAAGAUGUUAAAUGGGGAGGGGGGCAUCAUGUGACUAACUUUAAAGAGUAUCUUACAGAAAUGAGAAAUAAACGGGGAGGUAACAAAACAAAGAAGCCUUCUCCAAAGGAUGGAAAAGAAAGGAAGGACUCAAGAAACACCCAAUGGGGUUCUCCUAUAUCAGGUUCUAUUGGAAAAAUCGUAGAUGAUAAGAACGACGAGGAGAUUAUUACAGACAAUUUUUUUCCACCAACGGGGAUAGAACCAAACGUGGUUAAGCGGGAAAUCGGGAAUCGUCCAAAAGGUGAACUGGAUUCGUAUAGGCAGUUAAAAAAAUCUUCAGGAGAUGUCUUUAAACGGGGAGGAAGUAAAAGAAAAGAACACUUCAAUCCUGCAAGUCAGCCCCCGAGGGAUGUGUUGGACCCACUGGGCAGUGCGCAUAAUGGUUCCCAAAAGUGUCGGCAGAACGCGGUGGAGAGUAAAGACAAAGUAGGAUUUUAUAAAGAUGAAAAUUUUACGGAGAAAAAAGAACAUAAGGAAGGAGAAAACGAAGAAGGAAUCUCUAACACGUUUGAAGAGCCAUAUGCGAGGAAGAACAAUCGGGAUGGUGACCACCCCUCUAGGAGCUUUAAGAUGGAUGGGAAAAACUGCAAAGCAAUUGAGAAUGACGCCAAAAGUCUGGAUGAAGGAGGUUCAUCGGGGAAACCUCCUCAAAGGGAAGGAGAACCGACCUCUAAUAAAACGGAGGAAGGCACUAAAACGUUGCAUCCAAAGGGGAGAAGUGAAAAAGGGUUAAGUUCGCCAUCUAAGGAUGGAAAAAGGAAAAAGGAAGAAAAAGGAAGCUAUCACAGUAGGAGAAGUGAUGGGGUGGUGGACAACUUUCACCCUAGCGUGAUAGAACGAUUUUACGACCUUUCCGAGCGUAGCAAGGUGGGAAAGAAGGAAGCGAAGGAAAGCCGUUUAGAAGAAGAAGUGGAGGAAAGAGAUUUAGAGCAAGCGGAUACGCUUAACAAGGAAGAAGGAUGGCCUCAGAAAUUAGUUAGGUCCAUUCAGGUAGCAUCCCCAAGAAGAAACCCUCUUAGACGCAAGGGUGCUCUCACAGGGGGGAAGAGCAUAUCACACUUUGUGAGCAAACAUGGGAAGGAAAAGGAGCAGAAUUGUGAUUUGGACCCAUCAGAAGAGAACAGAAUUGCGAGGGGUAGAGACAAAGAGGCGAACACCGCCAAAGGGUUUAAUAAGAAGAGCGAAUUUUAUCAUUUUACCAAUUUGGGGAAAAAUGUGGAGGAAAAUAUUUCCCCCCUAAUGGUGGCAGAAGAGGAGGGGGAUCCUUUGAAGUCUCAUCAAGGGAGGAGUCCCGUCUCAAGUGUGAGCAAUAAAAAUGAAAUAAGGUUGACUCGGGCCACUCCCUCCAACGGAACGAGCCAUAUGUUUAAUGCUCCUAGGGAGGAAGGUACUCACGAGGGGAAUAACCCCAAGGGGACAACGAACCUGGUGGGACGCCGAAUAAGCAGUCCUAUCGCUCGAAGGGGAAAACCAUUUCCCCCCGCAAUGGGCUCAUUUCCACACAAAAUGACGCUGAGCGAAAUGGACAAAUCAGUUUUAAAAAAUGAAAAAAGGAUGACAAGAAAUUCUAACUAUGUCGAUUUAAGGCAUAUGAAAUGCUCCAUGAGUACCCUCGAAUUUUUUCUUGAAAAAAGAUAUCUGAAAAGAAAUAGUCCAGGUGAAGGAAAGGAUAGUACUGAAGGGCAGAAGAAGAAGGAAAAAAAGAAAAAAAAAAAAAAAGACAUUUCACUUGUUUGCAACCAGAGCGAGGGGCAAGAGGUGUCAAAACGUUUUGCGAUGAGUAAACGAGGAAAUGCAAAAAAAAUGUCAAACAGGAACAUCGCAAUUCCGAAGGGAGUACCAGAAACAGAUCAGUUCCCAAAUCUGAGUUGCACUGAGGGUGGCAAAGGGGGGCCCUCCAUCGGUUGGCCGCCAAAAUCGUUUAUUGAGAAGGGAAAAAAAGAAAAAGAAAGGAGGGUUUCUCCACCGCCAUCGGCGUCAUCAUCAGGAGUACCAUCAUCAGGAGUACCAUCAUCAGGAACACCAUCAUCAGGAGCACCAUCAUCACGAAGGUCAGCCGCCACAACAUCAGAAACCCCCGCAGCAAACCUCACGCAAGGUGCAGAAAAAAGAGAGGCCUCAAAAUUUUCACAAAUGAAGGGAGCACACACAGCAUGCACGUUGCGUUUAAAUGACGAAACAAAAGCAACCAGUUUUGCAUAUCACCUCUUGACACACAAAAAGGACGAAACGAAACGUAAAAGACCAAGUCAUGUCUACCCGAGUAAAAGCAGCCUCAGUUAUAGGCUAACAAAUCUUGUUCGAGUCAAACGAAAUAUAUACUUGAGUGAUAGCCACGUGAGACGUUCGCCAGGGAUGGAUUCCAUGGGGCGAGAAGACGCGGGAGGGAGUUUUACCAGCGAGGAGGAGGAAACGCAGUCAGAAAGGGGGGUGGAAAAGAGGGAAGAAGCCUGGGGGGGUGAUGAGAUCGGUCAGACGGAGGACAACAAAAGUUACCAACCAACGGCCACACAGAAAGACAACCACGAAGAUGCAGGCAAAAUCGCGACAACCCUCUGCAAAGCUCCUGGGGAGAAGACCAAACAGACAGACCAUCUGCUAACCAUAAAAGUAAACAUCAUCACGGUGUUCCUACACAGCUCAUACGUUAAAAGAAUGAACAUGGACGUAAGUUACAACAUACAGGUGACUAUUUAUUGGUCCAGUGAUAGGAAGACAAUCGAAAAAAAUUGCAGGAAGGAGACCUUCCCAUGCUACUUCACAUCGCACACGAGCGGCAUAGGCUUAAGCUCUGACGCGUUCAAGAAGAUUGACGCAAUGUGCGAAAGCGAGUCGAGACAGUUCUUCAAACUGGUUGUAUCUUGUCGUCGGGAGAGGUCCUUCCUCAAAAAAGAGUUCAUACGAAUUUACAGCAGGACGUUUCAGGCGCCCAUAGAGUUGAAAACCUACAUCCUGAGUAGGAACAAGAAGUACGCCUCCGAAACGGAGAGCUCAAACGACGAGCUGUACGAGAUGAAUGGUAAUGCGGCGUAUGGGUGCGAGGGGCACAUCAUAGUGCACUUGUGGAGUAGCAUAUAG
This is a messenger RNA of Plasmodium inui San Antonio 1, 6417 nucleotides long. Its product is annotated as DNA (cytosine-5-)-methyltransferase. The record is from RefSeq and is a predicted model, not a curated record. The transcript is spliced from 3 exons. Bases 1 to 6417 code for a protein of 2138 amino acids. Lineage: Eukaryota; Apicomplexa; Aconoidasida; Haemosporida; Plasmodiidae.